GAGACAAUAUUGACUCGAGAACAGCAUCUUCCUAGCUGAUGAUACAUUACAACUUUUGAAACUAAAAGAAGAAUGACAUUAUGGUCACCAGCUGGCUUUGGAAACAUGGAUGGGAAGAUGAUGAGCCUUUUAAAAAUCUGUAUUGUAUUUAUAUAGCACAGGUUUUGGAAGUUGGAGAGGGAAAACAAUACCAAUCAGUGUGGUGAUCCAGCCAUGGGAGACAACUCAAGUUUUUGGGACAGUCUGAUAUUUGCACAUCCUGUCUGUCUAAACUGGAAGUCAGAAGCAGAAGGUUCUAUCUACCACUUAGCUAGCAUUUUGUUUGUUGUUGGAUACAUGGGCGGAAGUGGAUUUUUUGGCCUGCUCUAUGUCUUCUGUUUGCUUGGAUUAGGUUUCCUGUGCUCUUCUGUCUGGGCAUGGCUGGAUGUCUGUGCAGCUGAUAUUUUCUCUUGGAAUUUCAUACUUUUUGUGAUAUGCUUCAUACAGUUUAUUUAUGUAACCUACCAAGUUCGGAGUGUUGCCUUUGGCAGAGAAUUCCAGGAGCUUUAUAAUGCUCUGUUCCAGCCUCUGGGGAUCUCAUUGACUGUCUUUAGAAAAAUUGUUCGCUGCUGUGAUGAAGAAAUUGUUACACUGGAGAAGGAGCACUGUUAUGCUAUGCAGGGCAAAACACCGAUUGAUAAACUCUCCUUGCUUGUGUCGGGAAGGAUCAGAGUGACAGUAGAUGGGGAAUUUCUGCAUUAUAUUUUCCCACUUCAGUUUCUGGAUUCUCCUGAAUGGGAUUCCCUAAGACCUACUGAAGAAGGCAUUUUUCAGGUAACCCUCACAGCAGAAACAGACUGUCGAUACGUGGCAUGGAGAAGAAAAAAACUGUAUUUGCUGUUUGCUAAGCAUCGAUUCAUCUCACGCCUGUUUUCAAUUCUAGUUGGAAAUGACAUUGCUGAUAAACUAUAUGCUUUGAAUGACAGAGUAAGCCUAGGGAAAGGAUUGGGCAACUUCAAGAUGAACCCCACGCAAGCCAGUUCAAUCAUAGUGACUCCUUUGAGUUUUUCCCUUGACUUCAGAAAUGCCACUUCUGUGCCUUUGAAUGAAACUGUGUGUGAAAACUGGAGAGAGAUUCACCACCUGGUUUUUCAUAUGGCUAAUAUUUGUUUAGCAAUUGGAUUAGUUAUUCCAACCACUUUCAAUAUUCACAUGAUUGUCCUUCGAGCUAUGCUAACAAUAGGAUGUGCACUUUUUAUCAUCUGGGCAACACUUUUCCGCUGUGCCUUGGAUAUAAUGGUCUGGAAUGUAGUAUUCCUGCUUGUCAACCUUCUUCAUUUUAUAUAUUUGGUAUACAAGAAAAGACCGAUAAAGAUAGAUAAGGAGCUCAGUAGUCUGUAUAAGAGAAUGUUUGAACCUCUUCAUGUGCCUCCAGAACAAUUCCAAAGAUUGACUGGACAGUUCUGCAAUAUUCAGACACUAAAAACAGGUCAAGCAUAUGCUGCAGAGGAUAAAACAUCAGUAGAUGAUCGAUUAAGUAUUCUGCUAAAAGGAAAAAUGAAGGUCUCCUAUCGAGGGCAUUUUCUGCAUAAUAUUUACCCCUGUGCCUUUAUAGAUUCUCCUGAAUUUCGAUCAACCCAGAUGAAUCGGGGUGAGAAAUUUCAGGUGUCCAUUACCGCUGAUGAUAAUUGCAAAUUCUUGUGCUGGUCCAGAGAGAGACUUACAUUUUUUCUGGAAUCUGAGCCAUUUCUCUUUGAAAUAUUUAAGCAUCUAAUUGGGAAGGAUAUUACAAACAAGUUAUACUCAUUGAAUGAUCCAACCUUAAAUGACAAAGCAUCCCAAAAAAUGGAUCAACAACCUAGUCUGUGUUCACAGCUCUCUGUGAUGCAAAUGAGAAACAGCAUGGCUAGCUCAAGUGAUAGUGAAGAUGGCUUGCAGCACUUUCUCCGGGGCACUUCCACUGCUUCCUCUCUCCGUCAACCAUCUCCUUACUUAAGAGCAUCACAAAAAAUGAAACCAAUUGAAGAAAGUGUUGAAGAUGAUGUCUUUGAACCUGCAUCUGCCACCAAAGUUAAAGCUAAUCAGUGACAGCUCUGGACAGGAUUUUGGCAAAUAGCAGGAAGAUGACCUCCUUGGCCCUUAGAAAAUAGUUUAUUGAUGUUAUCAAAACUCAUAGCUUUACUUUCAAAGGUGUUUUCCACACACAAAAAAUUCUUUGCUACAUUGUCUGAAAACUAGUCCUAUUGGUUUCAGUGGGAUGAAUGUUUCCAAAGAUACUCUCCACUCAGGUUUUUUACUU
Molecule: messenger RNA, 2278 nt
Organism: Heteronotia binoei (common prickly gecko)
Lineage: Eukaryota; Metazoa; Chordata; Lepidosauria; Squamata; Gekkonidae
Product: popeye domain-containing protein 3-like
Exons: 11
Coding region: 214-2067 (617 amino acids)
Cellular component (GO): sarcolemma
Molecular function (GO): cAMP binding
Source: RefSeq, a predicted model, not a curated record